Molecule: messenger RNA, 5370 nt
Organism: Gadus macrocephalus (Pacific cod)
Lineage: Eukaryota; Metazoa; Chordata; Actinopteri; Gadiformes; Gadidae
Gene: znf687a
Product: zinc finger protein 687a
Exons: 10
Coding region: 349-4590 (1413 amino acids)
Source: RefSeq, a predicted model, not a curated record
AGUUGGCUACAUAUGUUACACGCAUUAGAAACACGUUACAAUAAUACGGCAGGGACAGCAAGAUAUUAAAAAAAGAAGGCAAAGUUGAAACACAACGAUAUCCAGCUAUGCUAAAGCUGUGGUGGCUAACCAGUGACCCACCGCUCUAACGUGUCAGACAGUGUUGCCAGAUUGGGGCCAAUUUUCAGACCAAUCUGGCAACCCUGGCUGCAGCGCGCUGUAGCAAGUGUUGCAAGAUUGGGCACGAAAUCUGGCAACAACGCUGGCAGGACUGACAUGACACGCUGAGCCGUGUCCAGAUAGCGCACAACUACGUCUUACAAAUAGGUCUCACGCUUUUUGCAGGUAAUGGGGGAUAUGAAGACCCCCGAUUUUGACGACCUGCUGGCAGCGUUUGACAUUCCCGACGUUGAUGCCAAGGAAGCCAUUCAGUCGAGUCCAGAAGAGAGCGAGGAGCAGGAGGGGAACUCGGGGAAAAGCAGAACAGACGACGGUAGUCCGUCUAGCUUUCCGUGUUCGCCAGCUUCCCAAAGCAACCCCCCAGUAGUCAGUGUAAUAGUGAAGAAUAGAGUCAGGCCUGAAUCCUCUGGAGAACUUGAUAACACCUUCACAAACGAUGCCAAACCUUCGAUUGAUAGCACAGACAGUUUUUUUAUUUGUGGAUUAGACUCUAAACACGAGGGUGAUACUCUUCCUGCUUCUCAGCUGAGCCAGAAAACACUCAGUGACCCUAGAAGUGGACCUCAGAAGUCCAAUGGCUUUGAAGAAUCAGGCAUCAAGUCUAAGGAACAGGCUAACGGAGACCACUGGUCAAGUGAUUCUGCAUUGCCCUCUAGUGAAGAGAAUAAGAGGGGACUAGCUCAAAUAGAAUCUCUUAGACAUACAACCGACCUCAUGAGCAAGCUGAACCCACUCCUCUACCCGCAGUCGUCAAUCAUCUCUGAUUGCUCUGCCGUCCAACCUCCAGCUUCAUCAGCUUCCACACACUUUCUUCCUUCAAACCAAAACCCACCGCCUCUUUUCAAACACAAACUACAACAGAAGCCGGGCUAUCAUCACAGUACACAAGCCUCCGGUCCUACCCAGGCCGAGAGUACAGGAGACAGGUUAAGGCACAUCAUUCAGUCCGAUGAAGAGGAUUCAGAGCCUGAUUUAGGAAGCCCACUAAUGAUUCAUGAAAGCCCAGAGCUGCUGAUUACCUCUCCUCCAAAAUAUCCCCGGCGAUCCGUAUCCAUGAAGCAGCGUUGCUCUCCUGAAAAAGAGUCUGGUAAACAUCCAGGUGCUCCUCGUCUCUCCUCUUUGUUGACGUCUUUAAAUACUGAACUUCAUCCCAAGAAGCUGCCGUCCACGUCUCCUACUCCGCCCUUAGUCUCCCAGCAACCACAAGCACACAUCUCCACUAACCAGAAGGGCUCCACCUUACAAGAGGAGGAAUACCCUGAGCAUGUGAUAGAUGACAGAGACUCUCCCGAGAGCCCACCGCCCGAUCAAACGGGCUAUGUGAUCCCCAAGAGCAGCCCAAGCCCAGUUCAACCUGCCGCCUUCAGCCAAGGGACCUGUCUGGACAAAGUGGAGCACAUGGACAGUGAUUUAAGUCAGGACAGCCGAACAGGAGGCGUCAAUAAAGCUGAUGUGGAUAAAAUGGAGGUUGAAUAUGAAGGGAAAAUGGAUAAGGAGAGUCUGACAGCAGACUCAUCCACUGCAGCUCUUGUGUCGACCACUACCGCAGUCACAGGCAGAAUGUCAUCUCCUUCCCGCCCGCUUAAAGUCAAAAUCAAGAUGGUGAAAACACCUACGGGCGCCAUCACGAGGACUGUGACCCGACCAGCGGGGAAAGGCAGAGCCUCUUCUAAGGCGGCAGCGGUCUCCACCCCACCACCACCGCCACUCCCACCACCGGCCCCUCUCACCAGCAAGCCCAAGACCGACGCAGCCCAACAGUUUCUGAAAAAAACAGCAAAGGGUGGCGAACUCCCUGCCGCAGCGUCGGCGCUCCAGGACGCCAGUACGGCCAUGUUGGUGGCCGCCAGCAAGGUGAAGAGCAGCAAAGGUUCUGCAGACACCAAAGCAAAGGUCUCCGCGGCGGCCGUCAGCAUCACUAAGUCGGCAGCGCUGCCCACCAUCUCCUCCUCCCCAAGGUUCAGGUCAGCGGGCGCCGACCUGCGCAGCCUCGGCCAUAAGACGCUGACCAGUGGGCUGGCGGUGUCCUCGCCCGCCGCGCUCCAGCCCCCCCAGGGGAGCAGCAGGCCCGCCUCCAUCGUGAACAACACGGGGGCCAUCAUCUCCAAGAGCCAGUCCAACCUGGUGGAGGCUUUCAACAAGAUCCUCAACAGCAAGAACCUGCUGCCCAGCUACAAGCCAGACCUCAGCUCUCCCCCUCCCGCCGAGUGGGGCCUGCCCCUGCCUGCACAGGGCUACCGCUGCCUGGAGUGUGGCGAUGCCUUCGCCCUGGAGCGCAGCCUGUCCCGGCACUACGACCGCCGCUCGCUGCGUAUCGAGGUGACCUGCAACCACUGCGCCAAGCGGCUGGCUUUCUUCAACAAGUGCAGCCUGCUGCUGCACGCCCGCGAGCACAAGGAGCGCGGGCUGGUCAUGCAGUGCUCCCACCUGAUCAUGAAGCCCGUCACCGUGGAGCAGAUGAUCGGACAGCAGGAGCCUGCAGCCGUUGUGACUUCCUCCGCCGGACCAUCGUCUUCCUCCACCCCCAGUGUGAGCACCUCGGCCCCCGCUGUACAGCCACAGCAGGCCCCCCCCGGCAGGAAGGUGGUGGCCGAAGCGGUGCAGUACACCGGCAACAAGUGCCCCGAGUGUCUGCUUCAGUUCAGCAGCAAAGAAGAGGUGGCCGCUCACUUCCAGGAGCUCAACCCAGCGUACAGCAGCCCGUGCAAGGAGUGCUCUCCCCCCAUCCUGCUCUCCAACGGCUGCAGCGCCAGCGCUCACCAGCGCAUCCACAAGGCCCUCCCCCCCCACGUCUGCCCCGAGUGCGGCGGCACGGCGGCCAGCCAGGCGGCCUUCCAGACCCACCUGGAGGAGGCCUGCCUGCACUUCACCCGACGCAUCGGAUACCGGUGUUCCAGCUGCCAGGUGGUGUUCGGAGGUCUGAUCUCGGUCAAGUCUCACAUCCAGAUGGCUCACUGUGACAUGUUCCAUAAGUGCCCCAGCUGCCCGAUGGCCUUCAAGUCUUCCCCCAGCAUCCAGAACCACAUCACGGCCCAGCACCCCACCCUCACCGGGGGCCAGCCCAAGUACCUACGCACGCACGCACGCACGCACGCACAUGCUUGGCUAGCCUUUGUGACUCCUGUCAACGGUGUUCUGAACUGGGAGAUCUUCUUUUCUCUCCUCCGCAGGUUGAUCUAUAAGUGUGUGAUGUGUGACACAGUGUUUACCCAGAAGUCCCUGCUCUACGUGCACUUUGACACCCACCUGGCCAACCAGACGGUGCACGUGUUUAAGUGCCCCGAGUGCCCCAAGCUGUACUCCCAGAGGACCUCGCUGGUGGACCACAUCGCGGCUUCCCAUAAGACGGUCCCAGCCAAGGCAGAGCCUCCCCCGGCCCUGGCCCCCGCCUCCCAGCCCCGGGCCUCUUUGAAGACGGAGAGCUCGGACGGGGAGGACUGGAGGGACGGGGAGGACGAGGAUGAGGCUGUGAGCGGCGAGCGGCCCCGGGGCCCCGCGGCGUGGAGCUGCCUGCCCUGCCAGACGCACUACGCAGACCGGGAGCUCUACCUCGCCCACAUGGCCAAGCAGCACGGCAAGAAGUUUCCCUGUACCAAGUGUGAGGGUACCUUCACCACCACCUCUAGCCUGCGGCGCCACAUCAGGGUCAAGCACAAGGGCAUGAACCGCGGCUUCCACUGCAAGCUCUGUACCAAAGGUCAGAAGACCUUCAACAGCAGGGUGAUGCUGGAGAGACACAUUCAGCUGAGACACGGCUCCGCUGCAGUCAGCCAGGACUCCUCACUGGGAGCCAGCGGAUUGGACGACAGCUCCUCGGAGCAGGACGGUGGCUCCGGGGGUGUCCCGGGCCGGAGGAUCCUCCGGAGGGCCGAGCCAGAAGAGGCGUCUGCGGGCGGAACGAGCCCGGCAAAGAGGACCCGGCUCUCCGCGGCAGCUGCGCCCACCCCCCCCGCCCUCCCCGAGUCCGGCUUCCGCUGCGCCCCCUGCGGGUUCACCACGGAGGACCAGGGGGUCUUCCUCGAGCACAUCCCCCAGCACCGCACCGAGGGGCCCGCCGGCGGGGGCCAGCAGUGCCUGCACUGCGGAGCCUGCUUCACGUCGGCGUCCUCCCUGUCGCGCCACCGCUUUAUCACCCACAAGGUCCGGGACGCCCCGGCGGACCUCCACCAGGGGCCCGGGGACCGGCUGGCCCCGGCAGCCUCCCCCGGGCCCAGCGGGAGCCACGAGGACCUCAUGCUGCCGCCGUCGCCCGCCUCCCAGGGGGCCGCGGCGCCGGGGAGGGACGGGGAGGGCAGGCUGCCCUGCAGGGUGUGUGGGAAGAGCUUCGACAGAGCAAGCGACCUGAACACGCACUUCAGAACGCACGGGAUGGCCUUCAUCAACGCCAAGAACGCCGCGGAGAAAAGUUAAACGAGUCAUGGCAGAAGAGUGAGGCUGCAGGUUUAGAAGUGCGUUGGAUGAAGCGAGGGAAUGCAAAGUGCCUUUCAUAUGUCCUGGUCCUCGUGUCGGGGGUACGCCCUGUGUACUCAAUGCUACUGCGAUUUUAUUCGAGAAACAAAAGUGAUCAUGAUUGUAAUUUCCACUCAGGAUCUCCCAGCGAGCCACUCUGAAGUUUGAUGAAUAGAUUUUGUACUCCAGAUUGUUCUUUAUUUCUGUCUUCACAGGCGACCACAAUGUGAUGACAGCAGUGUAAUGUGACAUCAAUCUUAGUUUCUCUACUCAUGAGGAUUUUCUAAAAGUACUUUUUGUUUUUAAUUUCCGGGUUGUACAUUAUAGGCAAUUGCUACCAAUUUAUUUAAAGACAGUAAGUAAACAAUAUUUAACAGAAUGACAGUUUCUUUGGCAUGUAAGGGGAUGGAGGUGUGCGUGUUUGUUUAAUGUGUCUGUUUUAAUCGUGUGAAUGUCUGCUGUGCUUUUUAAGUGUAGUUUAGGGAUUUGUAUUGUCCUAUGAGAAACUUUAAACAAACUCGAUGUAUAUUUUGUGAUUCUUUGUAUUCCUCCAACAUGCCUUAAACUAGAUGACCAUGCAUAACCUUGUAUUUAAGCAGAUUUUCAUAGAUAAAUAAUUUGGAUGUACAAUACACACUGGGGAAUGUACUUUAUUAUGUUAUAUAGACAGAAUUUUCUCUCUGUCACUUCUAUUUAACUGCCUUGACAAAAAAAUUGAUUAAAUGUUUUAUUUGAACAUGA